AUGUCGUUCCAGCCGGCUAUCGCCUCACCCUCACUCGGCCACCAGACAGUACAUCCGAUUACUUCAAGAUUGGAAGCAGCGGCAUCGCAUGGCUUCAAGCUUAUUGAGUUGGUUGAGGAUGAUCUGGCCUUCUAUGCCAGGGACCAAUUGGGGGAAGUCAGCGAGAGCACCACCAUUCAGGCUGCCAUCGACAUCAAGAUCAUCUGCGACAGACUCAAUAUCAAGCCCUGCGUUCUUCAACCAUUUUGGUUCUACGAGGGCCUACUUGACCCGCAGCAGCAUGCGGUUCGGAUUUCCAAGUUACGCUUAUGGAUGCAACUAGUCAAGAUUCUCGGUAUACGAAUUGUUCAGGUUCCUACCAACUGGAUGAAGAACGGCACGACGGGUGAUAUUGAUGCCAUUGUCAAGGACUUCAGGGAGAUGGCCUCGAUUGGGCUUGAGCAAGACCCGCCUGUGUGCUUCGCGUAUGAGGGCGUGGCGUGGGGCACACAUAUCGACACGUGGCAAGGAACUUGGGAGAUUGUGAAGCGUGUGAACAAGCCCAACUUUGGGCUUUGCUUGGAUACCUAUCACAUCGCUGCACGUGUCUGGGGAGAUCCAACAGCCCCAGGCUGUAAACGCUCCGACGGAGACGAAGCCCUCAGGAGGUCGAUGGAAGAGCUGGCCACGACGGUUGACGUCCACAAGAUCUUCUACGUACAACUAUCAGAUGCUAAGCUGCUGGACCAACCUCUUAUUGAGGACCACCCUUUUUACAACAUGGAGCAACCGCCACGGAUGUCUUGGUCGAGAAAUGCUCGUCUGUUUCCCUGGGAGAAAGCCCAAAACGGAUCCUUGCCCCUUGAACCUAUUGUUCAUGCCAUUUUCAUGUCUUUAAAAUUUGAAGGAAUUGUUACAGUGGAGACAUUUUCAAAUGAGCUGUUUCACGACGACCCGAAGGUCCCAGACAGGUUUGCGACCAGGGCCAAGCAGAGCUGGUGUACGGCAAUGCAGAAGAUAAACAGCCCAUAG
This is a messenger RNA of Aspergillus bombycis, 1011 nucleotides long. Its product is annotated as sugar phosphate isomerase/epimerase family protein. NCBI's taxonomy places the organism in Eukaryota, Fungi, Ascomycota, Eurotiomycetes, Eurotiales, Aspergillaceae. The transcript has a single exon. Bases 1 to 1011 code for a protein of 336 amino acids. The record is from RefSeq and is a predicted model, not a curated record.